AGGCCUGUAACGCUCGUCAUUUUCAAACUGUAUCUAAUACCGCUUAACCUGGGCUAGGGGCCGUAAAGGCAGCCAUGCUCAUUACAUCAGCAUGAUGCCUUUAUGAACAGUUGCAAUUAAAGCGCAACUGAGAUACUUGUUUAAUUGUUAUCUGACAUGGAACUCACAGGGAGUAAAAUAAGCGGCGAACGGUCGUUCGGGUUACGUGUAGGUCGCCAUACUUCAAGCUGACGUGAACGGUCUUCCGUUCGCCGGCGGCCGUGCAGGGGGAAAAAAUAAUAAAAGUUAUGUGUACUUGUAACGUUGUCACUGACUAGGAUGGCUUCAUUUUAGCAAUUUAUCUUAUUCACAAACCAGUUUUGUAAGGUGUCAUUUCUUACUAGUUGAAAACUUUAUCGUCAGCAACGGACAGGUGUCAGUGCAUGGGAUUUCCCUGUCCGUGACCCUUUUCGCCUCCACACAGAAGAGCUACGCUGAGCUCUGCAUGUGCAGAAUCUACAUGUACCGGUACGUGUGAUGUUUGGCGGUCAGUGGCCUAACGGCUAACAAUGUCGAAACGAAAAUGUACCGGCACUUCCAACAGUGAAUCAGUCUCCUUGAAAACCUUUCUAUCUUGGGACUGUAACCAAGAUUUCGACUACGAGACCGACGAUACAAACAAACUGACGAAACUCCAGUGCAAAGUCUGUUCCCAGCAUCUCGCCCGAAUCAGAGGCCAAGCAAAACUGCGUGGAAUUACAGGCCAGUCUCUGCAGUCUUUAAUAAACUAUGUGGACGGAGUUACAUAUAUUCACAAAAGCAAUGUGACAAGGCACGUGAGGUCUGGCUCACUACACGACUGGGCCAAAAAAACUUUUGACAACCAACAAACGCGAGCGGAAAACGCUUCUACGACAACAACAACAACAACCACUUCUGCUUCCCCUUGUACCAGUUCAGCCCAGCAUACGCCUCCAGCGUCAGUACUGCAGUCUAUGCUUUUAAAAGGGUCACGCGAACAAUACAAGCAUCAUUUUUUCACAGUAUUGGCAAUUGUUUUGAAAGAAAGACCCAUGUCUGACCUCAAAGAUUUAAUUGAACUACAGAAGAAAAAUGGCGUCACAUUUGUGAGUGGAAAGUGCAAUAAAGUGGCAUGCAGAGAGAUGGUUUCUUAUUUGGCACAGGCUCUGCGUGAUGAUGUGCAGAACAUUUUGCAAAACUGCAGCUUUUUUGCAUGUGAGCAAGACGGAUCAGAGGCUAGGAAAACACGUGAAGAGAAGGAGCUCAUCUAUGUAAAAGUUGUGAUCAGAGGUGAACCACUGGAGCUUCUGCUUAAGUGUCAAAAAAUGACUGACUUUGGAGGAGUAUCCGCUGCAAAUCUAAAGCGGGCAAUUGAUGAUGCCUUUCAAAGUUACAAUGUGAGUGGUGACAAGUAUCAAAAAGGACUGGUAUCUGCAUGCGCAGAUGGCGCAGCUGUGAACUUAGGUCGCCUGAACGGGGCUAUGACGGUUUUAAAAGCGGAGAGGCCCUGGAUGUUAAUUAUCCAUUGUUCAGCACACCCUUUAGAACUAGCAGUCCAGGAUGCUUUUAAGCAGACACCAGAUUUCCAAAGAAUAGACGACAUGAUGCUGAAUCUCCACUUGUUUUUUCGAGACGGUGAAAAACGCUGGCGUAUUCUGAUUCUUGUGACCGAAAAACUUGGCGUCUUAAUCCAACGAUUUCCCAAAGAUGCUGGGACGCGCUUCCAAGUACACAAGUACCGAGCACUAAAGGUGCUCAUUGUGAACUUUUUACCGCUGUGUCUCUUUGCUGAAAACAUGAUUCAGUCAACCAAUAAAGAAUGUGACCCUCCACAGAAGGCUAAACUCAGAGGAUACCUGAACCAGUGGCUCAGCUACCAGUAUUUGGCAAGCUUGCACAUGUAUCGGCUUGUACUCCAUGAAACAGCACACCUGUCGUACAUCUGUCAGGAGUCUCAGAAAUUAGUGACUGAGGUCAUUGUUGUAAUGAAGUCAGCUGAAGACAAUCUAGCUGCAGUGGCUGAAAACAACGAGGAGCUUCCCUUCCCGGCGGAAAUUAAUGACGACAGUGUAACUAUCACAGCUUCAGCCACCAACUUGCCUGCCAAUCAAAACUUCAAAGAAAAAAACCAACUUACAGAAAAACAGAAGACAAAGGCGCAGAGGUGCACCAGUGUGACACGAGAAUGUUUCACUGUGAAAAAAGUAGCCCAGGGAAGAGAAGCUGUCAAACGUAUAAAACAGGAACUGAUACCAGGGAUUGUCAGCCACAUCACUAACAGAAUGAAGUCAUUUGAUGAAGAAAUAUUUUCUGCAUUCAAAAUUGCUGACCAUUCACUGUGGGAUUAUUCCAACGCCGACUAUGGUGUUGCUGAAAUAAAGGCGAUUUCCAGUCACUUUGAAGAUAGCCUGAAAUCUCAUGGAUUUUCCAUUGAUUUGGCCCUUUUUGAGUGGAGAGCAUUGAAGAAAGUGGUUAGAGACAAAUACCAACACUUCACCAACAAAGUGGCCAUGUGGAAGCAGUUGUUUAUUCACUACCAAGUGCAGUUUCCCCACAUACUGCUUAUCAUUGAGCUGGUGCUAGUGACCCCAUACUCCAGUGCCUCUGUAGAGCGUGGAUUCAGUCUGAUGAGCAGGCUUCUGUCAAACACCAGGCUAAUUCUGUCCAAUAAAACAUUGGACGAUCUGAUGGCCUUACGGAUUAAUUCCCUUGUUCUCCUUUCCUGA
Messenger RNA from Liolophura sinensis, 2726 nucleotides. RefSeq names its product zinc finger protein 862-like. The record is from RefSeq and is a predicted model, not a curated record. Lineage: Eukaryota; Metazoa; Mollusca; Polyplacophora; Chitonida; Chitonidae. Gene Ontology annotation, molecular function: protein dimerization activity. The transcript has a single exon. The coding region runs from base 549 to 2726 and encodes 725 amino acids.